AUGCAGGAGUUCGUUCCAUCACCAUGGCUAUCCACAGCGACUGGGCCCUGGCCGAAUGGACGUCAAAACGAAUUUUUUUUCGCGGUAGUGGAAUUGACUAGGGCUUUUGUGCCACUGAUAUUGAAAGCUGGUCUCGGGAGCAAGAUUGUGUUUUCGAACAGCGUUGCGGCUGUGGCGCCGAUGCCGACGCAAGUUCUUUAUGAUGCAUCAAAAGCAGCUUUCAAGAUGUAUGCAGAUGUUCUCAGGCUCGAAUUGGAACCUUUGGGGAUUUACAUCGUCAAUGUCAUGACUGGUGAGGUAGGCACGACGAUGGCGGAGCAGUGUCUGGAGAAGUUGCCGCAAGGAUCACCAUAUGAAUCCAUUCGAGACAUUAUCAAUAAGUCAUGGUCAGGCAGAAAGACUGUGAUGCCGGUGAGAGAACACACUACCACAGUUGUUGAGAAAGUCUCUCAGCAGCAUCCUCCAAAGCAGAUAUGGCUUGGCGGGAAUGCGCUAUUGGUGUGGGUUAUAGAAUUGCUCGGUUUGCAUUGGCUCUACGGUUUCAUGUUCAGAAAGGAGUAUGGUUUGGAUAAGCCUUUGUUAUGUAACGUGGGGCAGAGUUAA
Molecule: messenger RNA, 603 nt
Organism: Cadophora gregata
Lineage: Eukaryota; Fungi; Ascomycota; Leotiomycetes; Helotiales; Ploettnerulaceae
Gene: AYR1
Product: NADPH-dependent 1-acyl dihydroxyacetone phosphate reductase
Exons: 2
Coding region: 1-603 (200 amino acids)
Biological process (GO): triglyceride catabolic process; phosphatidic acid biosynthetic process
Cellular component (GO): endoplasmic reticulum; lipid droplet
Molecular function (GO): acylglycerone-phosphate reductase (NADP+) activity; triacylglycerol lipase activity
Source: RefSeq, a predicted model, not a curated record